Rubroshorea leprosula is the source of this 2472-nucleotide messenger RNA. The record is from the annotation of a GenBank genome assembly. Lineage: Eukaryota; Viridiplantae; Streptophyta; Magnoliopsida; Malvales; Dipterocarpaceae.
AAGAAAAAAAAAAAACCUCAUCUCAGAAGCAAGGCAACGCUCCAAGAUCAAGAUCUCAAAUUUCUCCAUAGUCUGGACGCACUGCUGAAGCAGUUUCCAGAUCUGAUAGCAAAAUUGUUGCAAAGAUGGGAUUUUUGUGCGGUUUUAGUAUCUGGGUAUUCACCAUUUGCUUGGUAGUUCAAUCUGGAUAUGGGUUUUAUCUUCCCGGUAGUUAUCCUCACAAACAUCUCGUCGGUGAUACCUUGUCAGUCAAAGUGAAUUCUCUCACUUCCAUUGAUACCGAAAUGCCUUUUAGUUAUUACAGUUUGCCGUUCUGUAAACCACCAGAGGGUGUUAAGGAUAGUGCUGAGAACCUGGGUGAGCUUCUCAUGGGGGAUCGGAUUGAGAACUCCCCCUAUAGGUUUAAGAUGCACAACAAUGAGACUGACAUCUUCCUCUGUCUAACCGAUCCGUUAUCAUCUGAUGACUUUAAGCUCUUAAAGAAGAGGAUUGAUGAGAUGUAUCAGGUUAAUUUGAUUCUUGACAAUUUGCCAGCAAUUCGUUAUACUAAGAAGGAAGGCUUUAUGCUGAGGUGGACUGGGUAUCCAGUUGGGAUUAAGGUUCAGGAUUUUUAUUAUGUGUUUAACCAUUUGAAGUUUAAUGUGCUUGUUCAUAAGUAUGAGGAGACUAAUGUGGCACGUGUGAUGGGUACUGGGGAUGCAGCUGAGGUCAUCCCUACAAUGGGAAAUGAGGGAUCUGAUGUGCCGGGCUACAUGGUUGUGGGGUUUGAGGUUAUUCCUUGUAGUGUCAUGCAUAAUGCUAAAGCUGUCAAGAACUUGAAAUUCAAUGGCAAGUAUCCAACUCCUAUUAAAUGUGAUCCGAAUACUGUGUCAAUGCCUAUUAAGGAAGGUGAGCCAAUUGUGUUCACCUAUGAGGUUGCCUUUGAGGAGAGUGAUAUCAAGUGGCCGUCUCGCUGGGAUGCUUAUUUGAAGAUGGAGGGGUCAAAGGUCCAUUGGUUCUCAAUCCUGAAUUCUCUCAUGGUGAUCACUUUCCUUGCUGGUAUAGUCCUUGUGAUCUUCUUGAGGACUGUUAGGCGGGACCUAACUCGGUAUGAGGAGCUUGACAAGGAGGCUCAAGCACAAAUGAAUGAGGAGUUGUCCGGGUGGAAGCUUGUUGUUGGUGAUGUUUUCCGUGCUCCAUCCAAUCCUGCUCUCUUGUGCAUUAUGGUUGGAGAUGGGGUCCAGAUUCUUGGGAUGGCCAUUGUAACAAUAUUGUUUGCUGCUCUUGGAUUUAUGUCACCAGCUUCCCGUGGAACUCUUAUUACAGGUAUGCUAUUUUUCUACAUGAUCCUUGGUGUUGCAGCUGGUUAUGUGGCAGUUCGUCUUUGGAGAACAAUAGGAUGUGGUGAUCACAAAGGAUGGGUUUCUGUCUCUUGGAAGGCUGCUUGCUUCUUCCCUGGCAUUGCCUUUUUUAUUCUAACCACUUUGAACUUCCUAUUGUGGGGCAGUCAUAGCACAGGAGCUAUUCCAUUUUCUCUCUUUGUUGUUCUGCUUCUGCUUUGGUUCUGCAUCUCAGUUCCACUUACCAUGAUUGGUGGAUACCUUGGGGCAAAGGCAUCUCACAUUGAGUACCCUGUCCGAACCAACCAGAUUCCUCGGGAAAUUCCACCUCAAAAAUACCCAUCCUGGCUGUUGGUUCUCGGUGCUGGCACUCUGCCUUUUGGUACCCUUUUCAUUGAGCUUUUCUUUAUCAUGUCUAGCAUCUGGAUGGGCCGUGUUUACUAUGUUUUUGGAUUUCUCUUCAUUGUCUUGAUCCUUCUGGUAGUGGUUUGUGCUGAAGUGUCUCUAGUGUUGACCUACAUGCACCUGUGUGUGGAGGACUGGAAAUGGUGGUGGAAGUCCUUCUUUGCAUCUGGUUCAGUUGCCAUCUACAUCUUCUUAUACUCUGUAAACUAUCUAAUUUUUGACCUCAAGAGUCUAAGUGGACCAGUCUCUGCCACUCUGUACCUGGGAUAUUCGCUCUUCAUGGUUACUGCAAUUAUGCUCGCCACAGGUACAGUUGGAUUCCUUUCUUCAUUCUGGUUUGUGCAUUACUUGUUCUCUUCAGUGAAACUGGAUUGAAGAAUCUACUCCAAAAUGAAGACUUGGCAUCUUGAAAAUGUUCAGAGAGGAAUCGAUGCAACCCAUACAAAUCAUUUGUUAUCUGGAUUAGCUUUUUGACAUUUCUAGCUCUACUUCUAGGGAACAUUUUACUUUAAUGUAAUAUGAAUAAUUUCCUGCAGUUUUGCCUAAUUCUGUACUUGUUACUCAUGCAUGAAUGUUUUUUAUGCAAUUAUAUUUGCUUCGUGGCUGAUAGGAAUAAGCAUACGUAGGUUGUUAGUGUUGGUAACUUGGAAUAUUGUUGGGUUUUCUUUCCACCUUGUAGUCCCUUAUCAGUUGUCCUGUUCUAUUUGUGCUUGAAUUGUAAGACUUUUAUGGUUUGAAUUUUUUAUUC